GUGAAAUGUUAAUCGAGGAAGUGAUUUAAUACGGACUGAUAUCGAAGCGGAAAAUCAACUCAAAAGAGAGUGUCACUAUUAGUUAAUUCCCUGUGUGCAUUGUUAAAAGAAAUGUUAUCAGCAUUGAAGCCAGCAUUGGCUUCAUGUGGUGUCUGUUGUAUUAUCAUGGCUGUUUGCUUUCUGUCUCCAUGCAUAUCAGGUAUGUAAGACCUUUAUCAGUGCUCCGCAGUUGAAUUCAAUGUCUUGUACAAUAAAUUCCUAUUAAAACCUUGUUUGCACCUUCUUCUCCUUCUUCUAUAUCUUAAGGGCCCACGAUCAAUUUAUUGAUCAUUUUGGCUCCUAUGCAUGUAGAUGGGAUUUGCAAUGUUUCUGUUACUGGUGGUGAUGAGGAAAUUAUCGUGAUCCCCAAACUUCCGAACUGGCAAUAGACACAAAUGUGUCUAGUGUUGUCGCCUCAACUGUUCCUUUUGAAAGAUGGUUCCAGUCCCUGAUUGUCUUGGGCAGGAAUGAGCAGCUCCUAUACUGGCACCUCGAACACAUUUUAUUCAGAAAGUGUCGUUUUUUGGGUGUGGAUAAUCUUCAUGAAUAGUAGUGAAAUACAUUUUUUUUAUUUGUAGAAAAAACGUUUGAUACAACCUGGACAUCUCAAAACGAAGGAUCUGAUCUAAGGCCUUUGCCCAAAAUUCAAGAAAGAUCGACCCAUUUAAUAUUUUAAACCUACAACGUCUUUAAUACUAAAGUUUGAGCUUUUUAAAAUACAAGCCAUGCUUUAAACAGUUAGCGCUGUGUGAGGAGCGCAACAACACAUUUUUAUCAUUUCGCAAUUCAAAGAAUGCGUUUUUUGAACUUGUCCCAACAAAGUGCCCGGAUAUUUAAUUGUGUAGGUUAUCGUUUCUUAGUUAUGUUUUUUUGUGUUUAAUUUAUUUUUUUUUGGGGGGGGGGGGCGGAUUUGGGGGGGGUCAAAUUCCUUAAUAUUUCUUUAGCACGAAAAGACUGAAAUAAGGUCAUUUACAAUUCAGAAUAGAACGAACACACACUUUGUGUAGGUUAUCGUUUCUUAGUUAUGUUUUUUUGUGUUUAAUUUAUUUUUUUUUGGGGGGGGGGGGCGGAUUUGGGGGGGGUCAAAUUCCUUAAUAUUUCAUUAGCACGAAAAGACUGAAAUAAGGUCAUUUACAAUUCAGAAUAGAACGAACACACACACAACACAUGUGUAAACCGUGUCAUUUUCAUGACACAUCAAAGAGACAUCAAAGGUGCAGUUAAAAAUUUACUUUAAAAAUUUAGCUUACAUACCCAAAACCUAUAUGGUCAAUUCUAUUUCAGUUUCUCAAAGGCCGACCAUGUCGUGUCCGGGCGUCCAGGUAGGACAAGCAGGUCGGAACAUAACAUGUUUGACCGGUGCAGACGCCAGGUCAAUAUCCUUGUCAAGGAAUGCCACCACGUUAGUUCAGUGUAACACAACCUCGUGUUUUGGCGGCCAGGGAUACAGUGGUCUGGUAACAGUGAAUGAUAAUAAUCUUAUCGUGUCUAUGACGAUUGAGUCAGUUCAGGGGAAAGACGAAUCCAUGUGGACCUGUCAUGUUGAUUUCGGUGGAGAAUCGAAGGAAGCAAACGAAACUUGUCUGUUAUUCAUUUUUGGUGAGUUUUUGAACAAAUCAAAGAAAAACAUGUUUUAGAAUAAAGUGUCCAAGACGAAAAGUAUAUAAAUAAUUAUGUAAUUAGGUAGUCCUUUUUAGAUAGUAUUUAUGAAAAAAAUGCUUUAACAUUUUAAAAAAUCAACAAAAAAAAAAUCAUUUUUUUAAAAAUCUGUUUGAAAAUAAUUAUCAAGUUUUAUCUUAUAAAAUUAAUGUUUAUGACUUGUCCAGUGAAAUUGACCUCCGAAAAUUAAUCUGAGGAGCAACUAUCGCAACUAUUGAAAAGAAGCGGCUUAAGUUAUCAAACAAUUAUUUAUGAAGGUUGUUGCGGCGUUGUCAUGCAUUUAUUUAGAGUAAGAUUUAAAAUUUUACGUUUCAUAAAAAAGAAAAUAUUAAUAUUAAUUCUUGAGCGAGUUAUAUUGAGAUUUGUAAACUGAAAGAAACAUGCUUGAAUUAAUUAGAUUAGUUCUGACUUUAACAAGAGUGAUGAAUGAAUCCAAAAUGAGAAUUUGCCAGCCUUUUUCUUUUAAUGUAAGUUUCUUGAUGAAAUGUGUGUGUGUCUCAGUGCCACCAGAAAAGCCAGUGUGUGAUCACACGUUUAAUGAGAGUCACGUUCUGAUCACGUGCAGCACGGCAAAGGUUUACCCCAGAGCAACAUGUCGUUGGAACGCGUCCUCUGUACCUAAGGUUUGUAUUCAUUUCACAUAUCUUUUGUAACCAGUUAGUGUUACAUUUUUUUUUGGGGGGGGGGAUGAUUGUAUGGCCUUACGGUCACUUUUGUCACCACAAGAACUUUCUACAAAAGAUUGGGCUGGAAAUAAAACUGCUUGCAAACCUCAACUGUCUUGUGAUGGUGGAUCUGCUAAAUGGGGACCUUCUUAUUCUACAUAAAAACAUCAUGGUAUUGCAAAUUUUAUCGAAAAACAACACAAACGUCUUCUAUUACAGAAGGAUGUAAAAACAAUGUAUUUUAAUGAUAUGCUAUUUUUCAGAAAUAAAUUACUCAAUUUUAAUUUCAUUUCAAAUUACAGCUAAACUCUUUUUUAAAUACAUCAGAUACAUGAUGAGUUAUUUACUUUAUCUAAGUAUUUUCUGAUUGUUGUAUGACGAUGACAUAUACAAUAAAUCGAUCACAUUCAUGUGCUAUUCAAAGGUCAGGCCAAGAAGCUACUCACACCACGUUUCUAAUGAUUCAGUCUUCAUCUACAACACAACAUGUACAGCCGUCUUCCCAGUCACCAACCAGACAGAGUACACACUACAGGUGUCAUUUUAUCCUGCCGGCUUUCAAGAUGACGACAUCUCGGGUGGUGCCGCUGUAGAGACCCAGGAGAUCGUUAUUACAGUUGGUGCGUACUCGCAUAGCAAUGAACCAUGUCUUUUCAUAUGACUUGCACACAACUGAUUCAUCAGACGAGCUUCCCAUGAUGUGUCGGGAAAACUAAUUUGAGUAAACGCGUUGAACAUUGCGAAACGUGAUACCCUUAUAACGUUGAAUAAAUUGUUUUUUUAUAAAACUUACUUAGAAAAGAAUCCUCUGGGACUUAAGUAACUGAACGAUACAUUUAUACAAAUGAAAGGGACGGGUUUUACUGAAAACGGAAGUAAACACUACGUCUUUGAUUAGGAUAUUUCAAACCAACCGACAAGUCCGAGUUUAUGACUCAAAUUGGAAAUGGUAAUUACAGCUUUGUACUAUUAAAGCGUAUAUUCUCAAACUACCAAAUUUUUAAAACAUUUCUAGGACGUGUUGGAAAUAAAUACUCUCCAGAUGAGGAAUAAUAUUAUUUAUUGGAAAUAAAAGUACAAAUUAAAAAGGGAAAUAUAUAGUUUCAAACACGUGUUUCUGCAUGACAAUUUAUUUUUGCACAUAACUUUUUAGAUGUUACGUGAUCAAAGAAUUGUUAUAGUUUAAAAGUUAUUAAUGGCCGGCUCUAGACAAAUGUUAUUAUAAUCAAAAAGAUUUUCUGAAGGAAGUUGGCAACGAAAAAAUGUCCCGAAAUUCAACUAUUUUACAUUUUGAACUAAAAUGUAUAAGGCCUUCGGGAUUUAAUAGAACUGCAUAAAUUGUAUUCACAGCGCCACCGAAAGGAACUCCAUCGCUGGUGGUGUCACCGAAUCAGGAGCAAUACACGGAGUUAGACAAUGUCACCAUAUCUUGUACUGUACAUGGUGGAAGUCCACCCGUGUACAGGACGUCGCUAGAGUGUGACACAGAGUUCAUAGACAAAGGGUCGGGCUCAAACAAUGUCACAGCUCAAGGUCAUGUUGCCAAGAUGGAUGUUCAAUUAAAUGGCGAAAUGCACGUGAAAUCCUGCACUUGCUCCGGUAGCCACGUGACGUCAACGUAUCAGUUAGUAAACAAACUGACAUUUGUUGCAAAUGGUAACACAACUUCAUAGCUUAUAUUUUUUCUUAGACAAAAGGUGGACAUUCGUCGCGACGGGUAACAGCGAUGAAUGGUUGAAGUUACUGGAGUAGGAAAUGUUUUUUAAAAUAUUUUAUUUCGUUUUAAAAAAUAUAAUUAAUUUAAUCUUACUCAAAAGCAUAACUUGUUCGAAAAGUAAAAAUUAAAUCAUUUAUGUGUCAGAUAGUCAUAAGGACAAUAAUGAAUUCAAUGUCUCAGUUAAUAACAAAGACAACCAUGAAUUCAAUGUCUCAGUUAAUAACAAAGACAACCAUGAAUUCAAUGUCUCAGUUAAUAACAAAGACAACCUAGAAAUCAUUGCUUUAGAAAAUCAUAAACACAACCUAGAAAUCAUUGCCUUAGAAAAUCAUAAAGAAACCAUAAAUUCAUUGUCUCAGUAACUCAUAAAGACAAUCAUGAAUUCAUUAUUUCAGAUAAUAGCGAGGACUCAAUUGAACCCAAGCGUAGCAAUUCGUCACAUGGUUCAGGACCACUUAGAAAAUACACUUUGCGUAUAACAUCUGGGCACAAUGGUAAUUCCAUGUUUGCUAUCUAGAUAUAAAGUUGAAAAUUAUAAUACAUUGUAAAGGUCGCGAUAUUUGCAUUGCUAUAUCCUUAACGUUGUGUGAGACAGUUUGAGACGCGGCUUCCUCGGUAACCUGGGCGCAAAGAAUCUUAAAAAAAUAUUCAAAAUCCUUCAAAAUCAUAAAACAAAUCGCUACUUCAUUGUGCACUUGUCAAAAUAAAAUAUAGGACCCCGUGGGAAAACAAACCUGUAUUCUAGAAUGGCGCUACAGCUUGCAAAAAAAAAAAAAUAAUAAAGAGAAUCUGAGGUAAAACGAGUUUAGACUUUCCCCAUUGAUGCGUAGCCCAUUUAAUGUGUGUAUAACUAAUCAGAUGCAGGAUUGUUCCAGUUUUUUUUUUUUAAUGGAAAUAUUGUAAGAUUCUCCCAUCAAAAUAUUUUAAGCAAUGUUUGUAACGCUUUUCAAUCUUCUCUAUUACUUUGGAAUCACUUUAAAUAGAAAUACCGUUAAAAGAAAUUUGCUUCUUAUGAUUUUUGUGGAAAGUUCUGCAAAAAUUACCAAAUAUUAAGAUGACCAACAGAUUUACCUUCAUUCAUCAAACAGUUAAAUGUUGAUCUUGAAGUUUUAUAAUGAAUAGUAUCAGCAUUCAUCCCACUCAAAUGGAUCUCAAAGUAGAUUUUAACGUUUUUUAUGAAAUUUUUUUUGGGGGGCUGGGGGUGUUACAAGUGCAUAAGAGUUUCCGAAUUCCUCAUUGUUGUAUAGUUAUUGUUAUUAGAAAUAGACUGGUUUAGCCGGAGGGUAUCCCAGGAUGAAAUAAAACAGUCCUUUAGAUUUUUUAGUAUACGCUGAAGUUAAUUACUAUUUUGUAGGGGUUGAUACAUGAUUAUCUGCAUGCAUCCUGGUUGUACGAAUAGGAUGUGGUCGUCACAAAUGGUGAGAUGUCGAUCAUGAUGAAGUAUUUUUAAAAUUCAUUUUUUUUUUAAAAAAGAUGUGUUCCUCGGAUUUUUUUAAGUUGGAAGAAAAUCAUUUCCGGCCAUGAGAAAUACCUGGACCCGGAGUUCAACGUUCGUGUUCUCUUCUAUGAGUCAAAGACAUUUUUUUUUUGGUACAAAAUCAGGAUUUAGCGCUGCGGUUAGGUCGGUCGUUAACAAUCAAUGUAAGUGUCUAUUGGUGCACACAAAUGAACGCCUUUCUUGUUCGCGGUGCGCAAGCUAGCUUUGCUCUUUACACCAGAACAUUGUGUUGAGUCGUAAUUUGCUUGUCGUCUGAACGUUGUGAAGCGUACCGUUAGUGAAUAAUCAAUCCCAGACCAGGGUUAGAAACCUUUUUUUUUUAAAAUAGAUGCCACAGUUUUUGGGAAUGAAAAGUAAAUUCGCAACACCUUAAAUAAAUUAUACUAAAAUCCCAUUCUUUAAUGAAACUGAACGAAGAAAUAAGCUAUUUAAUCUAUUUUAACUACUGGAAACGGAACUUCUGUUAGUGUUUACUUAAAAAUUUGUCGGUUUUUUUAAACUUGGGUUCUAAAAACUUUCCUAAGAAAAUAAAUAUUUUAGAAACAAUUUUUCCUUAUUCUUAGAGCUACCAGUUUGCCCGAAAAACCUAACAAUAAAACUGACUUCACCUGAUACGGUCUCCUUAUCAUGGAAGUACGGCAGCCAUGAUGGAUUACAGCCAACGUUCACCAUAUUUAGACACGACGAGAGUCCAGGGGGGUCACAGGACAGCAGAACAAAAGUGGCUGAAGUAAAUGGGACAAAGGAAGAUGACAUGGAGUACAACAUCACGGGGCUUUCAAAGCUGAGCCGCUAUAGUUUCUCACUGGGUGUCAGGAACAAAGCCGGGGAGAGAGCAUGUCCGGAAGUUAGCGUGAAUGUUACCACAGACGCUGGGGAAGGUAAGUCGACUACAAUUCUUUCAAUUAGAUAUUACACAACUAAUACAACUGCAGUGUCCUUACGAUGAUCACACGAUUUGAGUUUAUUAUUAUAUUAUUUUACCUGUAAUUUUUGUUUGAAUUAAAUGAAAAUUAAAUAGCAUCUAAAUUAUUUGAAGAAAAAUAAAAUAUUUCCUGUUUGUAAUUUAAAAUAUCGCAUAUUUCCCAUUGCUAAUGUACCUUUUUUUUUUUAAAGUUUAAAAAAUAUAUAUAUAUGAGCUUUGUCCAUUAACAACAAAGACAAAUGUAAUUCAUUUUGUUAAAUGGUAAUUUUAUUUAUUCAUAACAGUAUUAAUAAAUUUCUAAUAUCAAUUAAGAAUAUUUCACUUAAAAUUUUUGUUUUAAACUGUUUUGAAAUAACCGUACGUUUAUAUUCCUCAGUCUCAACAGCUAUCAUUCCAAUGAGGCGUUCUGGUCCAAAUGCAGUUCCGAUCAUCAUUUCUAUUGCCUGUCUACUACUUCUCGCCAUUAUUAUCGUCAUCAUUGUAUUGAUAAUCAGAAGGCGGCAAGGUGGCUAUAAGACAGGUGUGUCAUUUAUGCUUACCAGGUUGAAUUUGAUCGGGUUUGACAGAACUCAGUUAAAUAGUUGAAGACUUUACCAAAAUAGGGUGUCUUCGGAGCAGUCUACCACUAGAACAUGGUGCCAUCAGUGCAGGGUGCCAUCAGAACAGGGUGCCAUCAGAUCAGGGUGUCAUCAGCUUAGGGUGCCAUCAGAUCAGGGUACCAUCAGAAGAUGGUGUAUUCAGAACAUGGUGCCAUCAGAACAGGGUGCCAUCAGAACAGGGUGCCGUCACAUAAGUUUGCCUUCAGAACAGGGUUCCAUCGCAUCAGGGUGCCAUCAGAACAGGGUGCCGUCACAUAAGUUUGCCUUCAGAAUAGGGUUCCGUCGCAUCAGGGUGCCAUCAUAGCAGGGUUUUUAAUCUCUCCCAAUAGCACUGAAAAACCCUACAAGUAUUUAUCAUGGUCUACAUUUUCUGCGGUUUCACUUGAGAGGAGUUUUUCAAAACUGAAUAGUAUUAGAACUAUUUGCGCUUUACGAUGGAACAUUUCCAGGCCUUCUGGUCUUGCGAUUUUGUCAAUUAAAGGAAAUAGGGUGAUGACUGGUGAUUUUGAUGAAGUAGCUGACAUGUUUGCAUCUUUGAAGACCAGUGGGGGAGGGGGCGGAAAGGUUUUACUGUUAAGUAAAUGUUUCAAUACAAUACAAUUUUUUUAAAGGGGUUUUAAACGCUUUCCAAAGGCAUUAUAUGAUGUCUUCUCAUGUCUUUUGUUGCUUUUGGACUUGCUUUACAACAAUAAUUUAAGCAGUUCUGUAUGAUCCAGAUAAGAAUUAGUCAGUGCAGGUCCCGGGAAGGGGGUGCGUAAGAUGUGAGCGCGGUGGCGGGACACCAUGAGUUUGCAGCAUGGGAUGACACGCAACCCUAGUGAGGCUUCUGGUCGUAACUUGUUGACACAUCCUCGAAAGGCUUAUGCGGCCCAAUCCUGGGGUGACAGUCUCAGAUGCAGUGUUUGCAAGAAAACCCUAAAAUCUGGUUUACUCUGGCCUUACGUAAAUUAAAUGUAAGAUACAUGUUCAUCACGACACAUUGUGUUUAAACACUGACACAUCUCAAACCUAGCAAUUUGAACUGUAUCACGUUACUGCAACGAACACUGAGCUUUUACGAUUCUCAACAACAAUUUAUAAAAAAAUAAUAAAAGUAUACGUAACCACUGGAUAUAUUAACAAAUGAAGUGUACUGUUUAAAGAUCGAUUGUUUAAAGCAGCAAGAAAGAACAGUAAUAAUUUUAUUAAAAAUACAUUAAAUAGGCCAUUGACACAACUAUCUUAAAUAUUUUGGAUUCUAACAAAAAAGAGUCAAAUUGUGAUGACUGUUUCAAAAUAAAACUAGAACUCGGUAACGAAACAAACAAACAAAAUAAUACUUUGUUCAAAACGCAAACGUACACUAAGUAACUCGGUUUUUUUUUUUUUUUAAACAAAAUUUUUUCGGCAAAUGUCUUAUCAGACUAAUUUUAGAAAGCUACGAAAAACUCUUAUAACAAAGAUUUACAAGACUGAAAAAAAAACGUGUGCAAAUAGCAAAAAAUCAAAACAUGUUAUCUUAUGAUAAAAAAAAGUCUGUAAACAGAGCAGGGUGUCACAAGAGCUGGGUUGUUGUUUUUUAAUCUCUCCCAAUUCUGUCAUUACGCCUACAAUAAUUUAUCACGGUCUCCGUGUCUGUGGCAUUCCGUGGGAUGAGCUUUUCAAAAUAGGUUACAUUUGUUGUUACGUACCGUUCUAAUGAGUAGAGAAUUUAAUCUCUUUUUUUUACUGCAUUGCUUAUAAUAAAAUAAGACAUAACAAAAGAGGAUACCAUGAAGUACAAACAAUAAUAAAGAACAACACCCAAAACAAGGGCUAAUUGCAAAUAAUUAAUUAAUUAAGUUUUUUUUUUUUUUAACUGAUGAUGAGUAAAGAUCUUUGGUACCAUUCAAUAAACACAUAUUUCGAUCCCUCUUUUAUAGACUUUGUCGUAAGUCAUUUAUAGAUACAGUUGUAUGCCAUUUAAAAAAAUUGUAUGAUGUUAUAGACAAGGUUUGAUGUCUUUAUAGAUGAAUGCCAUUUUAAUCACAGUUUUAUUGCUUUAUAUACAGUUGUAUGUCAUUAUAGACACAUAUGUAGGUUAUUAUAGACAGAGUUCUAAGCCUUUAUGACACUACAGUAUGUCAUUAUAGAUACAGUUGAAUGCCUUUAAAGAACAAGUGGAUGUCAUUACAUUAAAGACCCAGUUGUAUAAAUGACCUUCAUUUUCAGGUCAUCACUCCUCAGUCCCAACCGUUGACUCCGCUCACGUCAAUGCAGCUUACACGGAGUGUGUUCCUACAGAGCCAAACGUUGAACACCCGUACCAGCAGUUCGUCCCUGACUCAUCAGGUGACGUGAUUUGGACAUCCACAGACGAUGGAUAUUUGCUGCCCAAUGACUGUGUCCCAAGCGUUGAACAAACCAACGCUGACGGUGCCCUGUUCUUAAGCCAGCUUCCCGUUUCUUCAAACGAGUCAGAAUACGAACAACUGGAGGAUCAGAUUUUCAGUUAACAACAGCCACACUUAAUUAGGAACUGUGUUAGCAAAAAAAUGCAGGAUCUGUGAAAUAGCGAUGUUAGACUUAAAAAAGAAAGAUCUAAGUUUUGGUAGACUAAACGUAGUGACGUAUGCUUAUUUCUAUUGGCAUGUCGUUGAUAUUAAUAGAUCACGCAAUGGAGUGAUGCUGAGAUGUCAAGUUUAACCUUUGCCCGUCUGUUGUGUUGAGAUUUCAAGUUUCACCUUUGCCCGUCUGUUGUGUUGUGAUGUCAAGUUUAACCGUUGCCCGUCUGUUGUGUUGAGAUGUCAAGUUUAACCUUUGCCCGUCUGUUGUGUUGUGAAGUCAAGUUUAACCUUUGCCUGUCUGUUGUGUUGAGAUGUCAAGUUUAACCUUUGCCCGUCUGUUGUGUUGCGAUGUCAAGUUUAACCUUUGCCCGUCUGUUUUGUUGUGAUGUCAAGUUUAACCUUUGCCUGUCUGUUGUGUUGAGAUGUCUAGUUUAACCUUUGCCCGUCUGUUGUGUUGUGAAGUCAAGUUUAACAUUUGCCCCGUCUAUUGUGUUGAGAUGUCAAGUUUAACAUUUGCCCCGUCUAUUGUGUUGUGAUGUCAAGUUUACCCUUGCUCCUUUAAUUUUCUGAUUCAUUCAUGUUCCCUAAGCAGGAUAUAAAGCUUCAAUAAAUCAACUGUGUGUAUGUAUGUCAAUUCCUACAUAUCAACUUUACAAUUGAUAAUCAUGCAGUAGUACAAUUUGCAAAACGCGAGUAUAAGUAUUUUUAAUGCCGCAGAACUUCCUAUUGGCUUUCUUUAAUAGCACAAUUUAUGUGUGGGACAAGUCCUAGGCUACAAUUCUGGGAGGUGCAUUAUUUCAGCGUAUUCACAAUAUCCUCAUGUCGUACAAAAUCAACUACAAAAAUGUCGAAUGAUGCUUUUAACAUAUGAUGGAAUAGUCUGAACUACGUCACUUAUAUAUUCAUACAAAACGUGAAUCUAAUAAUGUAAUCGUUGCUAAUAUUCAUACAAAACGUGAAUCUAAUAAUGUAAUCGUUGCUAAUAUUCAUACAAAACGUGAAUCUAAUAAUGUAAUCGUUGCUAAUUGUUAGCCAUCAUAUGUACAUUGGUGUACUUCAUUCAAUGCUAAACUAUCACUUUAUUGAAUAGUGUAUUACAGUUGACGAUUAUUAAACUUGGCAUGUAUCGUUUAUUGAUGUAAAUACUUUACUAAAAUCACAUUUUAAUCAUUUUGAUGUUUCUGUAGUUUAUAGUUUUGGUAAUAAAGACACAGUAUGUUACACUGAUGAUUUAAUCAUUCCAUUAUAUUUUUCAUGUAAAAAAAACAAACAGCUUCGCCAAUAGCAAUAAUCAUUAGGAUCCCCCUUAGGAUUGGUCCCUGUAAUCAAGCUUAUAUUAAGUGUUAAUUAACGACCAUGAGACUUAACCAUAGCAUUGAUCUUCGCUUCACCCACACUAUUCAUCGUCAGACUUACCCACUGCAAUUAUCUUAGCUUCACCCACGCUAUUCAUCGUCAGACUUACCCACUGCAAUUAUCUUAGCUUCACCCAGAACAUUGAUCAUCAGACUUAUCCAUAGCAAUUAUCUUAGCUUCACCCACUAUACAUCAUUAGACUUAUCCAUAGCAAUUUUCUUAGCUUCACCCACACUAUUCCUCAUUAGACUUAUCCAUAGCAAUUUUCUUAGCUUCACCCACACUAUUCAUCAUCAGACUUAUCCAUAGCAAUUAUCUUAGCUUCACCCACACUUUUCUUUUUAGAAGAUUACAAAUUUGACAUAAAAUCUGUUAAAGGAAAAGACAAUGUUAUUGCAGACAUUCUAAGCAGAAUGACAACAAAUACAGACAUUCUGUAAAAGAAAAUAGGAACUGGACUUGGUGGGGCCUAAAGAAAAUAGGACAGGCGGAAAGCUAGUAAGAAAAUAGUAAGAAUAAAGAAUAUUACGUUACUUCGCGGGCCGCCAAGUUGGUUCUGGCGGCCCAUAGGUUGUGCAGGCCUGAUCGAUGGUAUUGAUAUCAGUCCCAUUCAAGGCAAACAUAAUGUGCCUCACUCAUAUCUUUAGUCAUGAGAUUCAUGCAUACUGAUUCAUCCAGAGCAUUUAUCAUCAGGCAAAAUGAUUAAUUUCAUCCAGGGCGUUUACUGUUUGGCUCACCCAUAACAUCAACCGUCCAUUUCACACAAGGCUUAAAUCAAGAGACUCGCCCCAUAACAUCAACCGUCCAUUUCACGCAAGGCUUAAAUCAAGAGACUCGCCUCAUGACAUCAACCGUCCAUUUCACGCAAGGCUUAAAUCAAGAGACUCGCCCCAUGACAUCAACCGUCCAUUUCACGCAAGGUUUAAAUCAAGAGACUCGCCCCAUAACAUCAACCGCCCAUUCCACGCAAGGCUUAAAACAAGAGACUCUCCCAAUGACAUCAACCGUCCAUUUCACACACGGCUUAAAUCAAGAGACUCGCCCAAUGAGAUCAACCGUCCAUUUCACACACGGCUUAAAUCAAGAGACUAGCCCCAUGACAUCAACCGUCCAUUUCACACAAGGCUCAAAUCAAGAGACUCGCCUCUUCCUGGUAUCAACCAUCUAUUUCACACGUGUCACAAAUGAGUUGGCUCUUAAAGUGUCCGGGGUGAAAAAAACAAUCCCUUCAAACUUCCGUGUAAUUUGAUUGAUUUCCUCUGGUGUGUUCCUUAUUUCACAAGUUUAGCUUUAACUUUAUAUCGACCAUUUCAAUCAUCGCUUGUUGACUUCUUUCUAUAUUGAAGUAACAAUUAAGUUACUUAUUGUUCAUAAAUAUGUUUUCCAAAUGUCUUGAUGGCUAAGCAUUCUGCCACGUAAAUGGUAUUAUGGCAUAGAUAAAAAAAUUUAAUUAGUUCAUCUUUUAAGCUGGGUAUUCUAUUCACAAGUAUUCACAGUUAUCAGACUUUGUAUGGUGUGCUUGAGCUUAACUAUAGAAAUUCCCCAAUGAGCUGUCGACUCUUCACAUUUGGGUCAAGAGUUAUUAUAGACCAACGCUUCUGACGCACUGACGUGAAACUUUAAUUCAGGAACUGAUAAUAGUAUCACUAUAUAAUUUCAUUCACUGUGUGCAUUUCUUAAAAAUGCAAUCAGCACUGAAGCCGGCAUUGUCAUCGGAGAGCGUCUGUUUUAUUAUCAUGGCUGUUGGUUUUCUGUCCUCAUGCGUAUCAGGUAUGUGAGAUCUUUAUGAAUACGCCAUGAUUUCAUUCAAAUGUCUUGUAACAUAAUUUUACACCAGAGGCUCAUUUGCGCGUCAAACACAUUUCCUUGAGAUGGUGUUUGCGCGUCAAACACAUUUCCUUGAGAUGGUAUUUGCACGUCAAACACAUUUCCUUGAGAUGGUAUUUGCGCGUCAAACACAUUUUCAUUGAGAUGGUAUUUGCGCGUCAAACACAUUUCCUUGAGAUGGUAUUGGCGCGUCAAACACAUUUCCUUGAGAUGGUAUUUGCGCGUCAAACCCAUUUCCUUGAGAUGGUAUUUGUGCGUCAAACACAUUUCCUUGAGAUGGUAUUUGCGCGUCAAACACAUUUCCUUGAGAUGGUAUUUGCGCGUCAAACACAUUUCCUUGAGAUGAUAUUUGCGCAUCAAACACAUUUCCUUGACAUGGUAUUUGCGCAUCAAACACAUUUCCUUGAGAUGGUAUUUGCGCGUCAAAUCCAUUUCCUUGAGAUGGUGUAGUUUUUGUCUUUGAAUAAUCUUCAUGUUAUAAAAAAAAAAGAUUGUAUUUUUUAAUGGGAGUCGCUUAGUCACUUCCUUGUUUGGUCACGUGAUGUGAGUAAGCCAUCACUAGGCUGCUACACACAACAAGAGAUACUUCAUCAGUGCUUCCCCAAUGUCAUGUUACUUAAAAAUGUUACCUUUUGUAAUAUUCUGGAAUACAUGCGUUUUUUAAAUGAAAUCCAUAAAUGUGACAAUAAAUAUACGUCAGUAAUGAUUAAAGGAAGAAAGUUAUUUCAAGAAAAAUUUGUGAGCGGUAUUCGAUGGGAACUAUCAAUACUAUUAUCGGCAGGAUGUUGUUGAGCUCCGUGCGUGCUCAUGACGUCAUUUGCGUUUUUAUUCAAUAUUGAUGCAGGAGUCAUUCCCCUUUGUUUAUUUUAUUGUUAAUUUUCAUUGGACGAAAUGUAGUGUAGGUGUAGUGUGUAUCGGGCUACUGUUGUCAAGCACUAGUGUGUUGUAUACAUCCUACCGGAAGUCUUACUUGUUUUUACUCUCAUCACGUGAUAAAUCAAUCGACUAAGCGAUUCCCAUUUUUAAAACAACAUUUAGGAAAUCCCAACAUGAAAGGUCCCAUACAGCGCCUUUAGCCAAAAUUUGAAUGAAUACCGUCCCAUGCUAUAUUUUAAACCUUUAACGUGUCCAGAACUACAGGCUGCUGUUUAAAUAUAAAACUUGCUUCAAACACUUGAGGCUAUGUGUUACGAAUCUGAUAUUAUAAAAGUUCGUUUGUCUAGGGGUUAUUCCUUUACCUAAAGAAAACGAAUGCUCCAUUAAUCGAACGUCUCUUUCUUCAAAUAUAAUACCUCCGAAAAUCUAACACUUCAGCACAGCCAUUGUUCCACACCAUAACAUCCACUUAAACGUCCGCCAUUUCCCCUACCCUAAAAUACGUCACAAAAGCUCAGCAUACUAGAUAAAGCUACACAUAUACUCUCUACACUAAAGAUUUUUUUUUACAUACCAACCAUUCAUGCCCCUGAAUCUAGUUCACAACACUAUUUAAGGAACACACAAAAAUGUGCUAUGUCCAAAAUCAAAGAAUCCGUUUUUGCGCUUGUCCCCACAAAAUGCCCGGAUAUUUAAUUGUUCAGGUUAACGUUUCUUGGAUAUAAUUUUUUUUUUUUUAAAUUCCUUAAUAUUUCAUUCGCACGAAAAGACUGAAAUAAGGUCAUUUACAAUUCAGACUAGAAAGACCACACACAACACAUUUGUAAACAGUGUCUUUUUAUUACGCAUCAAUGAGACCUCAAAGGUGAAGUUAAAUAUUUACUUAAAAAUUUAGCUUACACACCAACACCCAAAACAUAUAUGGUCAAUUCUAUUUCAGUUUCUCAAAAGCCGACCAUGUCGUGUCCGGCCGUCCAGGUAGGACAAGAAGGUCGGAACAUAACAUGUGUGACCGCUGCAGACGCCAGGUCAAUAUCCUUGUCAAAGAAUGCUACUACGUUAGUUCAGUGUAACGCAACCUCGUGUUCUGGCGACCAGGGAUACAGUGGUCUGGUAACAGUGAAUGACACUAACCUUACCGUGUCUAUGACGAUUGAGUCAGUUCAGGGGAAAGACGAAUCUAUGUGGACCUGUCAUGUUGAUUUUGGUGAAGAAUCGAAGGAAGCAAAAGCAACUUGUCUGUUAUUCAUUUUUGGUGAGUUUUUUAAUGAAAUCAAAGACACAAAUGUUUUAGAAGUAGUGGCCAAGACAAAAAGUAGAUAAGUGAAUAUGUAAUUUGGUCGUCUUGUUUUUAGAUAAGAUUUAUGAAUAAAUGCAUUUUUUAGAUACGUUUUGUUGCUUUUAAACACCAACCCUUUUUUUUCAAAAUUGUUUGGAAACAAUUCUCAAGUUUCAUCAUGUAAAAUCAACGUUCAGGACUAGUAAGCGACAAUGACCUCCGAAACUUGAUCUCAAGGGCAUGUAUCGCAGUUAGUGGAAAAAGAAACGGCUUAGUUCAUCAAACCAUCAUUCCAAGAUGUUGGUGUAGUCUUGAGCGAGCGUAUGAUUUAAAAUGUUUCCUUGUAAUGAAAAGAAAUAAAUGUUCACAUAACACCUUGAGCGAGUUUAAUGCGAUUUGUAAACAUGCUGGAAAGAAUCAGAUGAGUGCUGACUUUCACAAGAUUGUCUUCGGCAACGAAUCCAAUAUUAGAAAUUUCCAGCCUUUUUAAUAUCUUUUUUUAAACGGAAUUUUAUUUAUUAACUGUGUCUGUCUCAGUGCCACCAGAAAAGCCAGUGUGUGAUCACACGUUAAAUGAGAGUCACGUUCUGAUCACGUGCAGCACGGCAAAGGUUUAUCCAAAAGCAACAUGUCGUUGGAACGCGUCCUCUGUACCUAAGGUUUGUAUUUCCAACUUUUAAGGGGGAUUGUAUGACCUUACGGUCGUUGGGGGCAAAAUUAGAUUGACAUACAAAAGAUUAGGCUGGAAUAAAUUUCGGAUCGCAAACUUUCAUUACAAUUUGAGGGUGGAUCUGCUGACUGGGGACCUUCUUAUUCUACAUAAAAACAUCAUGCAUUUGCAAAUUUUAUCGAAAAGCCACACACACGUCUUCUAUUACAGAAGGAUGUAAAAAAAUGUAUUUUGUAACAUAAUAUGUUAUGUUUCAGAAAUAAAUUACUCAAUUUUAAUUUCCUUUCAAAUUACAGCUAAACUCUUUUUUUAAAUACAUCAGAUACAUGAUUAGUUAUUUUCAUUUAUUUUAAGUAUUUUCUGAUUGUUGUGUGACGAUUACAUAAGCAAUUUAUUGAUCCUGUUAUUCACAUGCUACUCAAAGGUCAGGUCAAGAAGCUACUCACACCCCGUUUCUAAAGAUCCAGUCUUCAUCUUCAACACAACAUGUACAGCCGUCUUCCCAGUCACCAACCAGACAGAGUACACACUACAGGUGUCAUUUUAUCCUGCCGGCUUUCAAGAUGACGACCUCUCGGGUGGUGCCGCUGUAGAGACCCAGGACAUCGUGAUUACAGUUGGUGCGUACGCGCAAUAACAAUGAACCGUAACUUCUUUUUUUUUUUACUUUUACACACCGCUAAUUCAUCAGGCAAGCUUCCCAUAAUUAGCUGGAAAACUAAUUUCAAGAAACGGGUUUAAAAUGGUGAAACAUAAUACCUUAAAAAAAUGUAGAAGAAAUUGUUUAUUAAACCUUAUUUGAAACAUAAUAUCUUUAAAAAUGUAGAAGAAACUGUUUUAUAAAAUCUAUUUGAAACGUAAUACCUGGGGUCUUAAUUAAUUGAAAGAUACAGUAUAUAAAACUUUAAGGGGGGAUGGUGGUACUGAACACGGAAGUAAGAAGUGAAUCUUGUUAAGAUAUUUCAAAAUAAACGCCAAGGCUGAAUGCAUGACUCAUAUCCUUAAUGGUAUUUAAAGUAUUGUAUUAUUAAAACUUAUAAUCUCUACUGACUUGAAAUAUUUGAUUGACAUAUUGCAACAAUCAAAUCCUUGAUAAAGAUGUAAUAUCGAGCAAUGGAAAGGGGUUUUUUUUUUUGGGGGGGGGGGGGGGAUUUUUUACAAUACAUUCAUAUAGGUAACGCAGGUUAUCAAAAUCCUAAUGAGUUCUCCCCCCCCACCCCUCCCCCCUUAAGACUCACACAUUUUUUUUCACGACCUUGAACUAUAUUAAUAUUCUAAUGCCCCAUGCCAUUUUAAACUGCAGAUUUACUUCACGAACAAUUUUUUUUUAAAAAAAGAAAAGAAAAUAUUACGCACCAAAAGUACGUGCGAUACUUAUUUAAAAUAAUUUGAUUUAGCGCCGUUUUCCGCAAUUUUAUUUUAACUUCCGCUUGAAAAACGCGCCAAACUGAUUUGUUGGGGCAAGGGAUUAAGGGAAGAAAAAAGGGGGGGGGGGCGCUAAAUUUGUGGAAGUGUAUGCUGUCAUCAGCACCGUGUCUCUGUACCGAUGUUCAGCGCGAUAGAUUGACGGGAACUGGAUCAGUUAAACGUCAGAAGAUUUUUAGCCAGGCAGUAAGCCACCCACGAACAAAGACGAAGUUAGUCAAAAAGAUUUUUAAAAGCUUCUUAAGAUGAGAAACAGUAAUGAAUGGAAACACAAGUAAAAAUGCGAUAGGUCAUCGUUUUAAGCACGUGUCGAUACAUUACACUUCCCCAUAACUUUCAAAUGUGACUUAAUCAAUGGAUUGUUACAGUUUAAAAGGGAUCAAUAGCUAGCUUUAUGUAAAUGUUUUCGUUAACGAAAAAGAAAUUUGAAAUCAGUGGGCGAUGAAAGCAAAUUCCCGAAAGUAGACUAUUUUACAUUUAGAACUCAAGUGUAUAAAGCCUACAGCAUUUAAUAUGUUUUUAUAAAUUAAUUGUAUUCACAGUGCCACCGAAAGGACCUCCAUCGCUGACUGUAUCACCGAAUCAGGAGCAAUACACGGAGUUAGACAAUGUCA
Molecule: messenger RNA, 17674 nt
Organism: Lymnaea stagnalis (great pond snail)
Lineage: Eukaryota; Metazoa; Mollusca; Gastropoda; Lymnaeidae
Source: the annotation of a GenBank genome assembly